GCAACAGCAAAGUGUAGAAGAUCCCUCGUCGGUCGUCAUCGUCGUCCUGCCUCUACCGCUCACCAUGGCAGACAAGGAGGCCGCAGAGCGAGCAGCACAAGCCGCAAGGGCUCGCAAACAGCUCAAGAAGCAUCAGCAGCAAAAGAAGAAGAAAGGUGACGGAGAUGCAACAGGAACAAAGGGCGAAGCUCCCACUACGGCUGACGUAGAGCAGGCCGAACAAGAUGCGCCAAAGGCCGAUGCAGCUCAGGGAUCAGACAAGAAGGAAGCUGUUGCUACAAUAGCUGAUAGAGCUGAAACGCCCAAACCCGAAAGCAACGGCUCCUCCUCUUUGCAAGCAACAAUAGCCACGCUAGUCUCUGAGAAGUCAGGUCUCGCUGACCAGCUCGCAGAGCUCGAGGCCAAGCUUCAACACGCAGAAGAGUCUUUGCGCGGAACAAUGGCCGACCUCGAGGAGUCAGAGAGCUUGAAAAGGCGAUUGAAGGAUCUGGAAGAGGAAGUCGAAAAGAGCAAAGCCGUCACCGCGAAGGAGGAGGCAGCGAGAGUACAGGCAGAAGACAAGAUCAGUCAAUUGGUGAGUCUUCGUUGUCGUUGCCGCAAGGGUCAGAACUUGGGGCUGAUCUGAGAUCACACUUCCUCCCUUUCAGUCGAAGAAUCUGGAGGUCGCAAAGCAGGAGCAAAGAUCGCUGCAGGACAGCCUCUCCUCGAAGCAGUCUGAGGUGACUGCUCUAGCCGCCAAGGCCUCCGAUGACACAGCCACCAAAGCUCUACAAAAGACCGUCUCAGAGGGAGAGCAACGGAUCGGUGUCCUCGAAAAUGAGCUAGCCCGGAGA
This is a messenger RNA of Microstroma glucosiphilum, 833 nucleotides long. RefSeq lists its product as hypothetical. The transcript is spliced from 3 exons. The record is from RefSeq and is a predicted model, not a curated record. Bases 65 to 625 code for a protein of 186 amino acids. NCBI's taxonomy places the organism in Eukaryota, Fungi, Basidiomycota, Exobasidiomycetes, Microstromatales, Microstromataceae.